This is a messenger RNA of Penicillium cinerascens, 3561 nucleotides long. RefSeq names its product condensin subunit YCS4. Gene Ontology annotation, cellular component: nucleus; condensed chromosome, centromeric region. The record is from RefSeq and is a predicted model, not a curated record. Gene Ontology annotation, biological process: mitotic chromosome condensation; mitotic cell cycle; meiotic chromosome condensation. Lineage: Eukaryota; Fungi; Ascomycota; Eurotiomycetes; Eurotiales; Aspergillaceae. Bases 1 to 3561 code for a protein of 1186 amino acids. The transcript has 6 exons. Gene Ontology annotation, molecular function: histone binding.
AUGGAGGACAGAAUACAGUUCGACAUCAACGAGUCGCUCAAGUACUACUUGAGCGAUCCCGUCUCUAUUCCGACCCCCGAUGCUGAUCCGGAGCUUCUCGAUUGCGAAACCGACCCCGAAUCGCUGUUGCCGGCGCUUAUUGACAAUGUUUUGAACCCGAUUGUGGAUGCGGUGGCAGAGAACCCAGAGGGAUUGAUGAAAUCGUCGCUUUUUGAUUCCCUACAGUUGCUGUUGAAAUUUCCGAGCUUCCUCCCCACGAAAUCCCUCAGCAAAAUUCUCGACCUGAUCGUAUCCGGAUUAUCUGUGGAGGCAGAUAUCAUUCAUGGCGACCUCGAAUCCGACGAACAAGAUGCCAUUCAGCACCACAAACAACUCCUGGAGAUGUACGGAUUUCUUCUCCAGUGGGCUCUGUCCGCAGUAGAGGUCAAGGCGGCAGAGAAACCCGCGGAGUCGGCGCCUGCACGACGAGGAGGACCCAAAUCCAAGAAGUCGGCCAAGGACGGUCAUUGGGAUUGGACAUCCCAGAUCCAGAUCUCCAUGGAGACCAUGUGCAAGGUGAUGAAAUUGAAACUUGGGCGCAUCUUUCUGACUACUUCGGAUCGCGACACAUUUAUUACUCUGUUCACGCGCACCAUCUACCUGAUCCUGGAGAGCGAACAGCGAGUGAAGAGCAUGGCCAUCCGUAUGCACGCCUUCAAGGUGUUGUGUAUUGCGGUCAAGCAUCAUGGUCAUGCAUUCGGUGCACAAACCUCAAUUGUACAAAGUUUGACCUAUUUCGAGCACUUGUCAGAACCAAUGGCCGAAUUCCUUCAUAUACUGGCAGAACAAUAUGACUAUCCUCAGCUUUCGGAUGAGAUUCUCAAGGAACUUGGAAAUAAGGAAUUCAACUCGAAUGACACGCGCGGACCGAAAUCCGUCUCUGCUUUCAUCAUAAAGUUGUCCGAGCUUGCGCCGAGAUUGAUCAUCAAACAAAUGACCCUUCUGGCUAAACAACUUGAUAGCGAGGCUUAUACGCUUCGAUGCGCCGUGAUCGAGGUCUGCGGAAACCUCAUCUCCGAUUUGAGUCGACAGGAAGAACGCAGUGAAAAUUACAAGACUCAGAUCAACGCCUUUUUCGAUGUAUUGGAAGAGCGUUUCCUCGAUAUCAACCCUUACUGUCGUUGCCGCGCCAUCCAAGUUCUCAUGCGAAUCUGCGAUUUGGAACAGAAGUUUCCCAAGAGACGACAAGCCGCCGCUGAAUUGGCAGCUCGGAGCUUGGAAGACAAGAGCAGCAAUGUACGACGCAAUGCCAUUAAAUUGCUGUCCAAGUUGGUUGCCACACAUCCAUUCAGCGUCAUGCACGGUGGGCAGCUUUCGUACAAGGAAUGGACCGAGAGAUUGGAUGGCGUUGACAGUGAACUGAACGCUCUACGGCCUCCUGAGACACCUGGGUUUGAUGGAGAUAUGACCCAGGUUGACAGUGAAUUAUUGGAUGAAGCAACUCAAAUGCCAGACGACUCUCCCUCUAAGGCGCCUCGAAUGACGGAAGAGGAAAAAACCGUUGCCAUGCAGAAGGCGGCCGAGCAGGCUGCGACAUCUGAGCUGUUGACUCGACUGCAGCUGACCAGAAAAUACUACAACGAGGCUCUGCGUUUCAUUGAAGUCCUGCACUCGGGAUCCAUCGUUGUCUCCCAGUUGCUCUCCUCUCGAAACAAGAGCGAGGUGAUCGAGGCCAUGGAUUUCUUCGUGGUGCUCGAUGCCUACAAGGUAGAAACGGCUCGCAGUGGUAUUCGUCGCAUGCUUCGUCUGAUUUGGACCAAAGGCAAUAGCGACGAAGGUAAGGGUGUCCAGAGCCACUUGAUUGAUUGUUACAAGGGUCUUUUCUUUGAUGCGCCGGACUCGUUCAGCCCGAACGAUGCCGCAAUCUAUAUUGCUCGCAACAUGAUCAGUUUGACCUUUGGAUCGACCCCUGCGGAGCUCACUUGCCUCGAGCAAUUAUUGAGCACCAUGAUGAAAUCAGGGCAUAUAUCAGAGGCGGUGAUCGCCAAGCUGUGGCAGGUCUACGCGGUUCAAAAAAAGGAAAUCUCAAAAACCCAGCGCCGUGGUGCGAUCAUCGUUCUCGGUAUGCUUGCCUUGGCGGAUCCCGAGGUAGUUGUCAAGGAGAUCGAGGCUAUGUUGCGCAUUGGUCUCGGUGGCCUUGGCCGGUCUGACCUCGUCCUCGCAAAGUACACUUGUAUUGCCUUGCGGCGCAUGGUUCCUGGACGCCAGGCCAAAUCCAAGGACAUCGGCAUUCCUAAGCUCGCCAAUGAUCACUCGGUUUUAAUCAAACUUGCUGCCAUGAUUGAAAUUGUGUCCGAAAGCAAGGAGUGGUACGGUGUGGCGGAACAAGCAAUCAGCGCCAUCUACACCCUGUCCAAGCAUCCCGAUGUCCUCUGCUCUGACAUCCUACGACGUAAGACUCGAUUUGUCUUUCAACCGCAACUGCAACGUCCUUCUUCCUCGCAUGCCUCUGCCGAUGGUGAGGACCAGCGGCCUGGCACUGCAUCAACGGAUGGACAGGGAUCAAAACCCAAGCCUUCGUCGGCAGCCCUUUCUCAACUCCUUUACGUUGUUGGUCACAUUGCGAUCAAGCAGAUUGUGCAUCUUGAGCUGUGUGAACUUGAUUUCAAGCGUCGCAAGGCGGAGCAGGAGAAGAACAAGACCGCAGAGGCUACUGCCCAGAAAGACGGGGGAAACGCCGAGGACGAUGAGUUGGAUCUUAUCGGUGGUACCACCGAGGAUGAUUUCCAAGAUGCCAUGGCUCAUAUCCGGGAACGUGAGCUUCUUUAUGGAGAGAACUCGCUCCUCGCAAAGUUUGGUCCGCUGGUCACUGAGAUCUUGGCCAAUAAUAAUGUUUAUCCGGAUCGUGACCUGCAGGCGGCAGCGACGCUGUGCAUGGCCAAGCUUAUGUGCGUGUCUGCCGAAUACUGUGAGAAGAACCUGCCCCUUCUGAUCACCAUCAUGGAGCGAUCUGAGGAUCCAAUCGUGCGCAGUAAUGCCGUCAUCGCACUCGGUGAUAUGGCCGUCUGCUUCAACCACCUCAUUGACGAAAACACCGACUUCCUAUACCGUCGCCUCAAUGACGACGAUGCUUCCGUCAAGCGCACCUGUCUCAUGACUCUGACUUUCCUUAUUCUGGCCGGUCAGGUCAAGGUCAAGGGUCAGCUUGGUGAGAUGGCCAAAUGCUUGGAAGACGACGACAAGAAGAUUGCCGAUCUGGCGCGCAUGUUCUUCACCGAACUGGCUACCAAGGAUAAUGCCGUGUACAAUCAUUUCGUCGACAUGUUCAGUCUGCUGAGUGCGGAGCGAAACCUGCAGGAAGCAUCGCUGCGGCGUAUUGUCAAAUUCCUGAUCGGUUUCGUCGAGAAGGAGAAACAUGCUCGCCAACUGGCCGACAAGCUGGCUGCUCGUCUCCCUCGCUGCGAGACCGAGCGGCAGUGGAACGACGUCGCCUACGCUCUGUCCUUGCUGCCUCAUAAGAACGAGGAUAUCACGAAAACGGUUACUGCUGGGUUCACCAAGGUUGUCAGCGCAAGUGCGUAG